AUGGCGGGGUUUGCGUCCUUUGUGUCGUAUCUUUCCAUCGUGGUAGGAUUCGGCAUCAGCAAUGUGGCAUCAUGCUUUCAGCUUCCAGCCCCAAAUGCCUUUCUUGGGCAUAACCUGUUACGUUCCCCGUCACCGGAUGGCAUCCAUCAUAUUCCAGCUACCACUUUGCGCGGGAGGCAUGCCCCUCUAAGUAUUAAUGAAAUUCAGAGAACCACUUCUGCGCGCCACGGAUCCCCGUCGACCCUGAUGGCACGCAAGGCGAAGAGGCUGAUUUUAGCCGAUGAGUGCCGUAAUCAACUUUUAGAGGGCAUAGAAGCUGUGGCUGGAGCUGUACGGGUCACCCUUGGACCUCGUGGCCGCAAUGUUUUGUUGGAGAAAGAGUACGGGCCUCCUAUGAUAGUGAAUGACGGCGUGACCAUUGCAAGAAAUAUAGAACUGAAGAGCCGAGCUCACAACGCGGGCGCUAAGUUGGUGCAGGAAGUUGCUUCCACGUCGGAUGAGUGGGCAGGAGAUGGCACGUCUUCAACUACUAUCCUCACGGCCGAGAUCGCGCGACAGGGUGUGGAUCACGUCAACCAGGGCCACAACCCUAUUCCACUACAGCGUGGCAUUCAACGAGCUGCGAAAGUCAUGAUGGAAGAGGUCAAACGCCUGGCUAAGCCUGUGGAGGGGAUGAACGACCUGCUAAAUAUUGCCACCGUGGCAACGAGCGGCAAUGUGGCUAUGGGUGAAGUGAUAGCAAAAUCAUUCGAUAAACUCGGUCGGCAUGCGGCUAUCGUGCUGGAGGACAAUCCGGCUCUUGAGGAUACGCUCGAAUUUACGGAAGGUUACACUUUUGAAAGAGGGUUCUCAUCUCCGUACUUCCUCGUCGGAGAGGACCGAGAUAUCAUCGAGUGGCAAAAUCCCUCCAUUCUUGUUUGCGACUACAAGAUAGAAACAGCCCAAAGUAUACUCCCCAUUCUGGAACACUUUGUGCGCACGAAAGCACCACUCGUGCUCAUUGCGGAGGACUUCGGCCCCGAAGUUUUACAGACAUGCAUUAUCAACCGGAUGCGACAGCUGCUUAAAGUGGUAACAAUACGUGCGCCAUCAUUUGGCGAAAGGCGCAAAGAGUAUUUACGAGAUAUUGCUGUCGCCACAAACGCCCAGCUGAUUUCCAGGGAUUUGGGAUUACCUCUGGAAGAUGCGACAGCCGCCCACGUCGGGAAUGCGGCGAGCAUUGUCGUGCGUAAAGAUCGUACAUCAAUCCUGACACGACCUGAAUAUCAACCAAGUAUAAAGGACAGGGUCGCGCAGCUACAGAAAGAGCUGGAAGUAUCCACAUCCAAGUUCGACCGGGAGAAGCUCGGUGAAAGAAUUGCGGCCCUCUCUGGGGGUAUUGCACGUAUUAUGAUUGGCGCGUCAACAGAAACCGAACAAAAGGAGAAGCGGCUUCGCUACGAGGACUCCAUAAACGCCGUCCGUGCGGCCCUUGAGACUGGCUACGUUCCAGGCGGGGGUGUUACCUAUCUUGCGCUUUCCACGGACGAAUUUUACCGCAAAAUUGUUGCGGAUAUCGAAGCCGCUGCUAAGGCGGAGAUGAUAUGCGACGGAGAGGAGCCCGUUGGAGCAGCAGCGGAAGUCGUUGAUGAGAUGGAAGGAGAACUGGAACUCCAGAAGGCUGGAGCCAAAAUUGUCGUCGACUCAAUGAAAUCUAUUACGAAGCAAAUAGCGGACAACGCCGGUGUAAAUGGGCAUAAGGUUGUCCAGGCGAUCCUGACGUCUGGGAAACCUUUUGGCUACGGCUGGAAUGCGAAGACCAAUAAAUUUGGAGAUAUGAUCAGCCAAGGUGUCAUUGAUCCUGCAAAAGUCAUUAUUUCUGCUAUAGAGCACUCCACUUCGGUUGCAGGUCUUGUUUUGACAACAGAAGGUAUGAUGGUUGAGGAGGAAGAGCCCGAAAAGAGUUCACAUGAUGGACCGGGCUUGCCGAUGGAAUGA
This is a messenger RNA of Besnoitia besnoiti, 1977 nucleotides long. RefSeq names its product putative chaperonin cpn60. The record is from RefSeq and is a predicted model, not a curated record. The transcript is spliced from 10 exons. Gene Ontology annotation, molecular function: ATP-dependent protein folding chaperone; ATP binding. NCBI's taxonomy places the organism in Eukaryota, Apicomplexa, Conoidasida, Eucoccidiorida, Sarcocystidae. Gene Ontology annotation, biological process: protein refolding. The coding region runs from base 1 to 1977 and encodes 658 amino acids.